AUGGACCCUGCCAUUGCUACAUACGUCGAGCAAAUAGGGUUUGAAAAGUGGGCUCUUCCUUAUUGUCCAGGCGAUCGGUACAACAUAAUGACAAGCAACGCUGCCGAAAGCUUCAACAAGGUGACAGAAGAAUUCAGAAAAUAUCCAGUAACUAUUUUGGUUGACUUCAUCAGGUUCACACUUCAAAAUUGGUUUGCUUCUCGUCUCGAAAAGGCUAGUAAGUGCGCUACUCCUUUGGCUACUACUUUUGAAAAUGAUUUAAAGGAUCAACACAAAGAUGGUAUGUUCAGGAGUGUCCUUCGUAAUGGUGCCCAAUUGUUUAACGUUGGUACGAGUCCUCAAGGUGAGAGAGGUGGUGAUGUGAACUUAGUGGAGAGAACAUGCACUUGCAGACUUUUCCAAACGCUCAAAAUCCCUUGUCCCCAUGCAUGUGCUGCAGCAGUUAGUCAGAAUGUGAGCGUGUACACACUUUACUCUCCAUAUUACACUAAAGAAACGUGGAAGAAGAUCUACGAUGCCACAAUUAAUAUUGUUGGCGAGGAGGAUGAGUGGGUAUUACCGGAACAUAUCAAGAACAUAAGAAUCGGGGUACCAGUGGAGAAAAAACCAGUAGGUCGACCUAGGAAGAGCAAUGCAGGUAGAAGACCGACGAAGCGUCAACCGUCUAGUGGUCAGGUGGUAGUGGAACCUCGUCAUUGUUCGCUAUGUCACGGUUCAGGGAACAACAGAGCUACAUGCAAAGCUCGAGUUUGA
Messenger RNA from Cannabis sativa, 753 nucleotides. RefSeq lists its product as uncharacterized. Gene Ontology annotation, molecular function: zinc ion binding. The record is from RefSeq and is a predicted model, not a curated record. Bases 1 to 753 code for a protein of 250 amino acids. Lineage: Eukaryota; Viridiplantae; Streptophyta; Magnoliopsida; Rosales; Cannabaceae. The transcript has a single exon.